AUGCCCUGGGCCUCCAAUUCUUCAUCCAGGGAUAGCUCCCGCUCCAGUAGUUCUAGCCAGAGCAGCGACGGCUAUGCCCUGAGCGUCAACAUCCACGGAGAUGGGAGAAACCCAGCCAGUCCUGCUCACUGGGAAGCCAUGAUCCACAAACGCGGCGCGAAGGAGGGUGAGCACUUCCGUGUCCGCAAGAACGAGGAUUUUUACUACGACCCCCCAAAGAACUCGCGCCCGAUCGAUGCCACCUACGGUCGAACUGAAAUCAGUCACUUCUCCGGCUCGCGCAAGAAGGACGCAGAGCGAAUUCUGAACGACUAUGGCAGGAAUCACGCAAAUUUACCCCGUGGAAGUGCCAACUCCCAAAACUGGACUGUGGGAGCACUCGGGGCCCUGGAACGGGAGAGAUUGGCGCCAGAAGGCACGAAGCGCUACUGGGGUGACAACGUUGGCAGACAAUCGGCCGAUGUUGCGGAUCGACUUCGGCGCGAUGGUACAUCUUGGAUUUCGAACUCGGUUGCCCAGGGACAACAUCGAGAGGCAUCUCGUCCAGUUGGCCGCUUGGACAUCAAUGCACUUUCUGGUCGGAGUGGUCGCAGUAGAUGA
This is a messenger RNA of Aspergillus affinis, 600 nucleotides long. RefSeq lists its product as uncharacterized. Lineage: Eukaryota; Fungi; Ascomycota; Eurotiomycetes; Eurotiales; Aspergillaceae. The record is from RefSeq and is a predicted model, not a curated record. The transcript has a single exon. Bases 1 to 600 code for a protein of 199 amino acids.